Pseudophryne corroboree (corroboree frog) is the source of this 1299-nucleotide messenger RNA. Its product is annotated as oocyte zinc finger protein XlCOF7.1-like. Gene Ontology annotation, biological process: regulation of transcription by RNA polymerase II. The record is from RefSeq and is a predicted model, not a curated record. NCBI's taxonomy places the organism in Eukaryota, Metazoa, Chordata, Amphibia, Anura, Myobatrachidae. The transcript has a single exon. The annotation marks the transcript as partial. Gene Ontology annotation, molecular function: DNA-binding transcription factor activity; RNA polymerase II cis-regulatory region sequence-specific DNA binding.
GCACAUCAGAGAAGUCACACAGGUGAGAAGCCAUAUUCCUGUCCUGAGUGUGGGAAAUGUUUUUCAUUGAAAUCACAUCUUGUUAGUCAUCAGAGAAGUCACACAGGUGAGAAGCCAUAUUCCUGUUCUGAGUGUAGGAAAUGUUUUUCACGGAAAUCAGCUCUUUUUAUACAUCAGAGAAGUCACACAGGUGAGAAGCCGUAUUCCUGUUCUGAGUGUGGGAAAUGUUUUGCACGGAAAUCAGCUCUUGCUACACAUCAAAGAAGUCACACAGGUGAGAGGCCAUUUUCCUGUUCUGAGUGUGGGAAAUGUUUCGCACAGAAAUCAGCUCUUGUUACACAUCAAAGAAGUCACACAGGUGAGAAGCCAUUUUCCUGUUCUGAGUGUAAGAAAUGUUUUCCACGGAAAUCAGAUCUUGUUCUACAUCAGAGAAGUCACACAGGUGAGAAGCCGUAUUCCUGUUCUGAGUGUGGGAAAUGUUUUGCACAGAAAUCACAUUUUGUUAUUCAUCUGCAUGCUUACACAGGUGAGAAGCCAUUUCCAUGUUCUAAGUGUGGGAAAUGUUUCGCACAGAAAUCAGCUCUUGUUCUACAUCAAAGAAGUCACACAGGUGAGAAGCCAUAUUCCUGUUCUGAGUGUAGGAAAUGUUUUACACGGAAAUCAGCUCUUGUUAUACAUCAGAGAAGUCACACAGGUGAGAAGCCUUAUUCCUGUUCUGAGUGUGGGAAAUGUUUUGCACAGAAAUCAGAUUUUGUUACUCAUCUGCAUGCUCACACAGGUGAGAUGCCAUUUUCCUGUUCUGAGUGUGGGAAAUGUUUCACAAAGAAAUCAGCUCUUGUUACACAUCAAAGAAGUCACACAGGUGAGAAGCCAUUUUCCUGUUCUGAGUGUAAGAAAUGUUUUGCACGGAAAUCAGAUCUUGUUCCACAUCAGAGAAGUCACACAGGUGAGAAGCCAUUUCCAUGUUCUGAGUGUGGGAAAUGUUUCACACAGAAAUCAGCUCUUAUUCCACAUCAAAGAAGUCACACAGGUGAGAGGCCAUAUUCCUGUUCUGAGUGUGGGAAAUGUUUUGCACAGAAAUCAAAUCUUGUUCUACAUCAGCGAAGUCACACAGGUGAGAAGUCAUAUUCCUGUUCUGAGUGUGGGAAAUUUUUCACACAGAAAUCAACUCUUGUUACACAUCAGAGGAGUCACACAGGUGAGAAGCCAUUUUCAUGCUGUGAGAGAAAUAAAUCUGCUCUUGUUGAACAUAUUAGAUAUUACCCAAGUAUGGAACCAUUUAAAUCUUCUGGAGUAUAA